Molecule: messenger RNA, 1106 nt
Organism: Mycotypha africana
Lineage: Eukaryota; Fungi; Mucoromycota; Mucoromycetes; Mucorales; Mycotyphaceae
Exons: 4
Coding region: 1-861 (286 amino acids)
Source: RefSeq, a predicted model, not a curated record
AUGCGUCUCAUUGCGUUGAUUGCAUUGUUUUAUUUGGCCAUCAUAAAACUAGUAGUUAAUGCGCAAGGUCCUGCACCCACAUCAAGUUCAGCAACAGUAGUACAAUCAACGGCAGCGCUAACAAGUAAUAACGCUGCUGCACAACCAACGCCCACGACAUCGUCGGGAGCACCUGCUUCUGGACCGUCGAUAGUCGCUACACCAGGUGGAGGGAUCAAUAAUAACUCAACAACAUCUAUUAUAACAGCCAUUUUAGGCGGGAGCAAUAAUCAAACGGCACCCUCUGGUAGUGGCGCUGCAAACAGUUUGGCAGGUUUACCUACAUCAGCCACAUUUGGCAACACCAUUUAUCCAGGAGCAGCAACAUUUUUGACGCCCACUGCCAGCAAAUCCGUUUUACCUCUAUACCGUAUUGAUAGUCGCGAAAAUGUCACUUUUGUCUGGCAAUUUACCGAUUUAAAAGUGCAACCGGCCAACCUAACAUUAGCAGCUGUGGCUCCUAAUAAAGUGACCUACACCAUUAGUGCCUUACCUGGUUUAGCGACCAGUGCAGUUUGGCAUAUCAAGGAUGUACCGACUGCUUCUCCAUUGAUGAUGGGAGACUAUCAAAUUCAACUCUAUGAUCAAAGAGGUGUGUCAGCUGUUCAACAACCGGGUUGGUUGGCACCUAAUACUCGAUUAACUAUCGCAUUUUAUUCACCAGAGUCUUACUCAGCCAUACCAUCCGGAUCCGACUAUUGCCCUUUAUGUUUUUAUAGUGGCGGAAGACGUCUAUCAGAAACGUUUGGACCUAUUGCUAUUGCCUUUGGUAUUGCCAGUGUAACUUCAGGCAUGAUUUUAUAUGGUUUGAUAUUUCAAUAGACAUAGCUUUUUAAAAGUGGUACCUUAAUGUAUAUACCAUUUCAAUAUCGAACAAUAUAUAUAUUUAUAUAUAUUAUCAUUCUAUAAUAUACAUCAAUUAACUUAUCACAAUUCCUUGAAAGACCAAAAUAUUUAUCAUAUCAUUAUGUCACAUACAUAUAUCUUGUGAUCGCCUAUUUGUUGAUAACAAAUAUAUGUGCAUUGUCUGUGUGUGGCUUCCCACGCCGCAUGUAACAUGUAUUUAU